Molecule: messenger RNA, 2896 nt
Organism: Chionomys nivalis (European snow vole)
Lineage: Eukaryota; Metazoa; Chordata; Mammalia; Rodentia; Cricetidae
Gene: Srrm5
Product: serine/arginine repetitive matrix 5
Exons: 2
Coding region: 1235-2896 (553 amino acids)
Source: RefSeq, a predicted model, not a curated record
GCUUGGCCCUCAUCACCUGUCCUCCCCAGUCACCGUGGGCGGGCCUUUGCAUCCCUUUCUGCAGAUCCCGCUCCAAGCCUGUCUGAGCACACUGAUUACCCUGUUUCAUAGCAGCACCCCCAGCGCUGUUCAAGCCCCCACCCCGCCUUAAUUCUUCCCUUGUAGUCCAAUCAACUGCACAGUAAUUACCUGUACUGAUGUUUCUUCUUGUCCCUAAGAGACGUGGUGAUUGAGUGGUGGCUCUGUAAGACUGCGUGCUGAGCAUCUGUGGGAUGCCUCUUGUCUACGUUGUCCCCUCUGCUAUGGAUGCUCUGUCCUGCUUUUCCCUUUUGGACCCAGGGUAAAGCUCCCUCCUUAGUGAGCCACCCCAGACCACCUCACUCUAGUUAGCCAGUCAUCUUUUCUACUGGCCUCCCACUGUCCCCUCUGAGAGUCCCAGGGCUGUGGCAUCUGUGCCCAGGUACCUCCCCAAACCUGAGCAGGUCCUCAGUAUCCAUCCACUGCACCCCUCCCAGUCUCAGGACUAUUUUAUUGUCCCUGCCCCAUUCUGCUGCCCUCUCACUUUCUACAGGUAUUCCCUGAGGCCUAAGUGUCCCUCUGCACACUGUCCCACACUAUGUCCACUUGGCCCCUCCUAUUCAGGCUUCAGGACCCAGCACAGGCAAACCUCUGAUAGCCACUUCCCUGAUGGUCCUGGCUAUUGCUGCCCCCAUCACUGUCUAGAGGCUGUGGCUUUCGACCUGAUCUUGGGUUCCCACCUCAGUCUAAUAGAUGACAAGUGGGUCAUGAUUGACGGAGAGCCCAGGCCCUGAGUCCCACCUCCAGGAGGCUUUUCCGUCUGCUCCUCCCUGUGAAGACUCUUCCAUGUUCUACCAACAACUCCAGCUCAGUGUUAUCUCCUCUAUGAAGCCUCCUUGGAACUCGAGGUGGUCAGUGUCUCUCUCUGGGCUCGCCCACCCCAGCAAUAACAUAACCUAGGCAGGUCCUUGGUGAACCCAGCUCCAAUUUUCAGCCCUGUUAAGUCGGAGUGGAUGUGAUUCUAUUCACUAACAGGCUCCAGCCUUGUGCCAGGGUCCCACCUUCUCUCCCCUCUGAUCUCACUCUCCAGAGUCCUCAGUGCUCACUAUGACCUCAUGAAGUUGCUUGUGAUGAGCCAUCCGGUCGUCGUCCUUGGCUACCAAAUCUCGCAUGCUUUACCCUGACUUCUAGGAGCUCAAGCCCCUUUGCACCCGCCAUGCAUUCUCCAUCAAAGAGAUCCUCCAAGCCCGGCAUGGCUCCGGCACCGGCACCCACUGGGCCCUCCAUGCCCACCACAGCUCCCAUACCUCCAGCUUCCUUGAAGACCACCAAAGUAGCGGCGCCCAACAGUUCCUCAGUGCAUCCUAAGUCCCCUAACUUGGUCAUGAGCCCCAGUAGUUCUAAGUCUACCAGAUCAACAGGUACUAAGACAGCUCCUUCAACCCGUCCCAGCAGUAGAUCCCAAGGCCACAGCAAGACGAGAACACCCAGUCGGCUGAGCACUGACACCAAGGCCAGGAAGGCCAGCAAGGGCAGGAAGAGCGGCAAGACUGGCAUCGUGGAACACCACCAGCAGAAAGGCACACACAGCCGGGGGCGAACUCCGGGCAGGAAGGGAAGUCACAGCUCCAAGAUGUCCCCCAGCAGAACAAGUACUCCUAUCAGGAAGAGAACCCAUUCCGCCAAACCAGGCGUGGCCAAGAAGGCAACGACACCUAUGACACCUACUUCUGACCGCAAACAAAGUCGAGACAAGAGUUAUACCCAACCUAGAACCAGUACACAGGAAAGGAGUGCCAGCCAGCCUAGAAACAUGCACCAGGAAAAGAGCCCUAAGUCACCAGGGGCCUCAGACCCGGGGAGCAGCUCUAGAGUAGCUGCGAUCCCCAGUAGGGCCAAGAGCCACAGCUUAAGUAGGACAGUCUUAAUGAGCUCUAGCAGAUCUCCUGUGGCAUCCAGACGAGCCAAGAGCUAUAGCCAGGUGACGUCCCCCAGCAGGGAACAGACUCACACCGUGACAGAUCUGACUGACUUGUCAGGCAGGGUCAAGAGUUACAAGCAGGACAGCAGCCUCAGCAGGACCCAAAGCUUUAGCCGCUCCAGGACCCCCAGCAGGACCCGAAGUCACAGCCGCUCCAGGACCCCCAGAAGGUCAAGAAGUCACAGUCACAAGAGGACCCACAACCGGGUGAGAAGUUACAGCUGGAAGAGAAAUCGUAGUAGGGCAAGGAGUCGUACACGGAGGGGCACACCCACCAAGAUGAGACACAGCAAGUCCAGAACCCACAGCCAAGGGAAACGUCACAGCCCACGGAGAGCUCUAGGAAGGGAAAGAAGUCGAGUGAGGUCUAGGACUUCCAGUGAGGAAGAAAGUCGCAGCUGGUCCAGAGGGACCCGAGAGAGACAUCACAGCCGAUCCAGAGCUGCCAGGAAGAAGGGGCACAGGCUGUCUAGGAUGCCUAGCAGUGAAAGUAGGCACAACCCGUCUAGAACCCCCAGCACAGACACAGCCCGUAGCCGGCCUAGAGCCUCCAUCAAGAAGAGAGCACAGAGCCGAUCUACCAUUUCCAGCAAGGAAAGGCACCACAGCCACACUAGAACUCACAGCAGGGACCAAGAACACAGCCAAUCUAGAACCUCCACCAAGGACCAAGAAUACGACCAAGCUACAGCCCCUGAGAGCCUCCCAGGGAAGCCAUCUCCCACCAGAACCAGGAGUUCUAGCCAGAAGAGAGCCCACAACAAGGAAAGGGGUCACUCCUCCUCACAGCCUCCCAAGGGAAUCCAAGUCCAGGAAUCCAGCUUCGUCAACACCACAACUUCUAAGGCUAUCUCACCUGGGGAAAGGUCUUCAUCAUCUUCCUCCAAGCUGGCGUAG